GCUUCAGAAACGUAUUCAAAUGUGUCAUAAAUGUAUUAGUAAAAUAUUUGUUUAAACUUUCCUGUCCCAUAGAAAUGAAUUAAUUGAAAUUACAGUGUAAUUCAUGCUAUAGGAUAUAAUAACAAUACUAUAUCAGAAUGGUAGAAGCAACACACAUAUAUACAUUCAUGCUGAAAUUCUGUGAUGCAAAACAGAAUACUCAUGAAAGCUUGUUGUGAAUUAUCCUUGAGAAAUGAAAGUAAAAGUUCUUAUAGGACAAAAACCUGCUGUUGUGAUGACUGCUCUGGAGAUCCUCCAAUGAGGGAGGGAGGCGGAACAAAAAAAUGAAAGUGAAACUUUAAGCCGGACUGCAGCAGGGGAAACUUCAGAAGGCAUUACAAUGUCUAUCAAAUUCAGCGGAUGGGAAGCACUCUGUGACAAAUCAAAGCACCUGAAACCUGGCCAGGCACCAAAGGCAAACCAUGGCUACACUAUGUACCAUGGUACACACAAGACCACCGCCACUACCAUCAUAUCAUCUGGGUUCAGGCCCUCUGCUGGAGGGACACUGGGUGCUGGAGUCUACUGCAGCAGAGACAUCAAUAAAGCUAUGGGUUACCCAGGAUUCUGCUCGGCCAACGACAGAGUGGUCCUGAAGCUCCGCGUGAGAGUGGGGAAGGUGAAGAAGAUUGACAUCCAAAGCCAACACCUGCAGACCACCUGGCAUCAGCAAGGAUAUGACACAGCCUGGCUGCCUGCACAUGCUGGUUUAGAGGAGGACUGUGUUUGGGAUCCCAAGCGGCUCACUGUAGUAGGCAUAGCGCACUGUACAGACUCAGCCACAAAGGGGUCUCUUGAGAAGCUUAUUAAGCAAGAACAAAAGAAACUUGAAGGGGGCCAAGAUAUGCAGAAAGUUACCAAAUGUAAGUUCUGUGGGAAUCAGCCACAGUUAAACCACACUGUAGAAAAGUGCUGGGAAUGUAAGGAUGCGAUUUGCCCAUUUAUGGACAAGCAUGUUUGCCAUAAACAUAGCUGAUACAAGAAGCUGUUCCCCUUACCUAUCAAUAAGCCUUUAAUCCUUUUGUCUUU
This is a messenger RNA of Clupea harengus (Atlantic herring), 1068 nucleotides long. RefSeq lists its product as uncharacterized. The record is from RefSeq and is a predicted model, not a curated record. Gene Ontology annotation, molecular function: NAD+ poly-ADP-ribosyltransferase activity. Lineage: Eukaryota; Metazoa; Chordata; Actinopteri; Clupeiformes; Clupeidae. Gene Ontology annotation, cellular component: cytoplasm.